AUGGUCCUCAUCCUCAAAAUCCCACCCUACUACCGCUCCAGCUCCUACGUCCUCCACUACAACCGCCACCCCACCACAACAGCCCAAUACAUCCUCCUAACCCCCGCCUCCUCAGAAACCCUCACAACGCGCAACGCCGCCAUCGCAAAAGACUGUGCGGCAUGGGGCUGGCGCCUCUACAACACCGACCGCUCGCUCCCCAAGAUGGAGAAGUGGUUUGCGAAAUACGAAAAGCUUGCUAAGAAGAACACUUGGGACGACGAUAUUUGGGUUAUUUGGCAGAGGGAAACUGGGCUGAGGAUUAACGGGGAGGAUGAGAGGAAGAAGGCGGAGGCGGAGGCGGCUAACGGGAAGAGUAGGCUGGAAUCUGUUUUGAACAGCGCGAAGAAAGCGCACUGGCGGGUUUGGGGUAAGGAUACGUGGGUUGGGAGUGAUGAGCAGAGACUGAGGAUUGAGCACGGUCCUAGGGAGGAGAAGAGGAUGAGGAAGUGGGCUGAAGAGCAGAUGAGGGAGAUGUCGGGGCUGCUUGAUCCUUUUUCGGAUGUUCAUGAGGUUAUUGGAGAAGAUGAUGAAGAUGAGGACGAGGAGCUUCUGUCGGGAGGGCUGAGAGGCGGUGGUGCUGACGGUGGCGAUGCGAAGGCGACUCCGGGUGGAGAAACUGAUGGGAUGACUGCGGUGGUGCUUCCUCGGCAUGCUUGGUUAUCUCGAGGCUGA
Messenger RNA from Alternaria novae-zelandiae, 714 nucleotides. RefSeq lists its product as uncharacterized. The record is from RefSeq and is a predicted model, not a curated record. The transcript has a single exon. NCBI's taxonomy places the organism in Eukaryota, Fungi, Ascomycota, Dothideomycetes, Pleosporales, Pleosporaceae. The coding region runs from base 1 to 714 and encodes 237 amino acids.